AUGGGGUUUAUUGGAUAUAAUAAAAAGUUUAUGUUUGCUGCAGUAGGUGCACCUGGCUCAACUCAUGAUUCAAGGCUUUUAAAGAAUUGUGAAGUAUACUCAGAAAUUGAACAUGGCAAAGUGCUGCCAAAAAAAUCACUGAACCUACAACCCUGUGGAGAAAUACCACUUACAACUGUUGGUGAUUCAGCCUUUCCAUCCCACUCGUGGUUGCUUAAGCCAUAUAAAGAAGGAAUGCGAGAACCCCAAAAAAGGUACUUCAACAGGAGGCUUUAUUCUGCCCGAGUUGUGUCCGAGCAUGCAUAUGGAAUGCUUAAAGGUAGAUGGCGAAUCUUGUACAAGAAGACAGAAUGUCAUUUGGAUAAUAUUCAAAUAUUAAUCAUGACUUGCAUUUUGCUACAUAACAUUUGCAUUGACAGAAAUGAUCCAUGUAAGCCCAGAUGGCUUUGA
Molecule: messenger RNA, 450 nt
Organism: Xenia sp. Carnegie-2017
Lineage: Eukaryota; Metazoa; Cnidaria; Anthozoa; Malacalcyonacea; Xeniidae
Product: protein ALP1-like
Exons: 1
Coding region: 1-450 (149 amino acids)
Source: RefSeq, a predicted model, not a curated record